Lates calcarifer (barramundi perch) is the source of this 7388-nucleotide messenger RNA. RefSeq names its product VGF nerve growth factor inducible (gene vgf). The record is from RefSeq and is a predicted model, not a curated record. Bases 2213 to 4423 code for a protein of 736 amino acids. Lineage: Eukaryota; Metazoa; Chordata; Actinopteri; Centropomidae. Gene Ontology annotation, molecular function: neuropeptide hormone activity. The transcript is spliced from 2 exons.
UUUUACAAUCAGGUUACAUUGACAUCAUUGUUUUACUUUUUAAACUCCCUUUUGAAAAGUUUCAUCCUGAUAAAAUGCUAUGCAGUGGUUAUUCCUGGUCUGCUAAUCCAUUUGAUAAGUUUUUGAAAAAUAAUCCAAUCCAAGGUCAACAAAGGAUGUCCAAAAAUGAGGAGCUAUUUAUUAAAAAUUGUAAGUGAACACGAUACUCAAAAUGACAGCGACUAAAAAUAAGGAUUCCAAAGAUAUUCCGAAGAUUUGCUAAUAAAAUAAUAAAAAGGGAUGGACAUUGUCUGUGGCUGCCAGGAUAGGAGGUGAGGUUAAAAGACUAUCCUCCUGCUCUAACCACACCUUCCAGGCAGCAUCCAUGGCCUUUAUCAGUCUCCAUCCCAGCCCCAGCCACUAGAUGGGGUUAACUCACAGAGAACAAGUAUUAGAAUUCAGAAAUCAAAAUUUUGCUCCUACAUACUGCUUCAGUAUGUAAACUGUAUAGUAUUAUUCAGUGGCGGGUGGUGCAUUUCACACCUAGGCCUUCACUGGCGUCCUACCUAAAUUAACCCUCCCCUUUAUACCGUCAUUAUGAUGUCACAGCUAUAGAAGCCAUCAACAACAUACAGAAACACAGUAUAACAGAACUUUGAACAGACAGACAGACAUGUAGCCAGAAUAAAUGCCAUUACUGAAGCAAUGCUAUAAAAACCCAAUUAACACAAUUCAAUAGGUCUCCAAACACUGCAGCCACAGCUGCUCCACACACAUCAUCUCCAGCAGAAGCAUCAAUAUUAACUCAGAAAAUGACAAAGAUGUAAACAAUAAAAUAUACUGUAGGUAAAAUGCAUUUUACUGACUGCAGCUGAUGAUUAUUUGUAGAUAAAUAAAAAACUGCUUCUGUUGAGCGAACAUUCUCAGCCCUAAAGCCAAUUAAAACUGGGCAGACUCGACUUUCAGCGUUAGCCUCCCCAGCGAUAGAAAAGGACUUAGACAGAUAACCUCUACAACAGAGUCACUGAACUCUUCCUCCUCCUUCAGCCGUUGUGGGUUGAAAAAACAGCUAUAAAAUCUAUACUAACGUUUUAGCUUGUGCUAGUAGCUGUAGAUGCAGUAAGCUAGUUUUGACCAGUACACUCUCUGACCAUCCAAUCAAAUGACAUGAAAAUCUUGACGUUAGCGAAGGCCUGCUAGAAGGCCCUGAUCUCACCAACUCAAAAUCUGAUUGGCUAAAGGAUCCGCGAGGCAACAGUUUCAUUGCAUUGGAGCCUGUACUGUUGAUUCUGAAGGAUCCAAGGCAGAUUUCUGUUAACUUGGCAACGGGGGGCUGAAAUCUGAUUGGAUAAAAACUCUAACAUAAACAGACUGUAUUGGAAGCAGCACAACCAAGAGGACUGCCACUGGCAUUAUUAUAUGUGAUUGCAUGAACAAUUUAUGACACAUUAGAUGCUCCAACUCUAAUAAUACUUUGUGCUAAUACAUGUCUUACAACACAGCGCAAUCAGGUUAUUUCAUAAUCAGCCCACCAGUCAAACAUGAAGGCUUUACAUUAUUCUGAGAUUAGAUUUAACCAAUGUUUAUUUAACAGCCUCACUGUGUUAAGGCGUAAAGGAAUGAGUCCAUGACAAAAUCCACAGGGUUCUCAUAUAUACAAGGACAUGUACCUCCACCUUUCACGUGGGCCCCAGAAAGUCUUGGUCCGCCCCUGAGAGAUCGCAGGAUAAACUGCAAAUUCAUUCACCUUCUGUUCAUUCAGCAGCUCCAGCACUGCAGCUAAUUGGCUCGAUCAAAGAGGGGAGGGGGUGCAGAAAAUCUUAUGAAUGAAACUCUGUCUGGUGACGUCAAUUGGGACCGUUUGACGCAUGAAUCACAUGGGCCACGAGGGCGGAGGUAUAAGAGAGCCGCAGCCGCUGUCCGUGGUCCUGAAAACAGACGAGCCACAGGCGGAAUCCCGGGAGAGAGAGGCGCAGGAAGAGACCACAGCUCAGCAACAAACAACAUCAACAGUGACUACACUAAACAGAAGACAACAACAACAACUCAACAACAACAAGCGCACGGAGCAGGCAGCGCGCUCUGUGCAUGACAGCGGGACUUCUACCCGGUCCUGGCAGGGAGUUUGACUUGACGAGGAGAGGGGAAGCUGGAAUCCUCCCGCUGCUCCAACUGAACUGCAAACAUUUCUGAUCCUCCUUGCUUCUCACAGCCGGUCCUGUUCUGAGUGGCCAUGAUUGGGUACCACGAUGCCUCAAGUGUCCUUACCCUUCUGGUCCUCCUGACAGGGGCUUCCAUCCUCCAUCUGUCCAGCCCCAACCCUAUCUACACAUCUGGAGAUGUCAAUAACCCACACAGAAAUACUCCUUCUGGGCUGACAGUGUCAGGAGAGGAUGAAAGAAGGAAUGAGGAGAGACAAUCGUUACAGAAAGAAGAGGCAGAGACAGAAGAGGAGCUCUUUAAAGAUGUUGAUCCCAAAACACUGGCAGCGGUUUUACUGGAGGCACUGAAUCGCUCACAAGUAGAGAGAAGGAGGGACGGAGAACAGCACAGUGAGAUGGAAGAAGAUAUAGAGACCAAGACAGGGGAGGUUAAUAAAAAGGAGGAAUACAGACAAGUGAGAACGAUGGGGGGUGCAGACCGUGAUAGAGAUGGAAGACAAGAGUUAGAGCUGCUAAUGGCCUCGCAGGGGAAGGAGCAGGAAAGAGAGGAGGAAGAAGAGAGGAAGAAAGCUCAGGAAGAAGAGGAGAGGAUGACCGAGAAGGUGACCAGUCGUACUACAAGCCAGACAGUCCAGGUCCAGACAGAGCAGCAGCCUGCUAGUCCAGACGGGAGAGGGGAGAAUGGGAAGGGUGCUGCCCCUCAGCAGGGACCAGUCACAUCUGAACAAGCCAACAACGAGGAGGAGGAGCAGCUCAGCCCAGAGGAGCUGAAGAGCCUCGAGACCAUGAUGAAGGAGUUUCCUCGUUUGGGCACAGCCAUAAAGAGGAAGGGAGAGCCCAAGCAAAACCAGAGAGAAAGCAGAGGUUAUAGCAGCCACAAUGACAUUAUACCAAUGAAUAAAGGCAGCAACCUUGCCAUGUCUAAGAAGAAACUGAAAUGGCAAGAAGAGACACAGAAAGCCCUAAACUUUCCAAUAUUCAGGGAAGGCAAUUUUAUGAAUGACUUUGAGGACAGUAAUUAUGGUAAUAAUGCUGCACAGUCCCAACCAGAGCAGGAGAUGAUGGAAGAAGAUGAACCAGAGGACGAGGAGGAGAGGGAAGAUGAGGAGGUAUUGAGUCCAGAGGAGGAGGAGGCUCAGGCCAAAGCAGAACAGGAGGAAAUGAGGAGGCAGGCAGCUGAGGCACAGAGAGCCAAGAUGGAGGAGGAGAAGCUGGCUGACAUCGCCUCAGACAUGCUGCUGAGCUACAUGGUAAAACAGAAUAAUGGGAACAAAAAGUACAGCUCCCCUCUCCCAAAUGCCGCAGAGGACAAGAGGUCUGAUGAGGAACAGGAAGUGAUGGAGGAGGACGAUAUUGAUCCUCAGACCAUUGACAAGCUGAUUGAGAUCUCCAGCAAGCUCCACCUUCCUGCCGACGACGUGGUGGACAUCAUCAGCGAUGUGGAGAAGAAGAAAAAGAAAGACGUGCCACCUGAACUAAUGUCACAUUGGCAACAACCUCUAUUACCCCUGUCUUCUUCAUUCUCAUCUACCAAUGGUUACUCAGCAUCACAGAUUUUAGCCAAUCAAAAUAACUUCCUUGUCUCUAAACAGUCCUCUCCAGCUGUCAAUCGUCUUAAAACUUGGUUCCAGGAGAAAACAUCAACAAAACCACAGGAUCACUGGAGCAAACCUGCAAACCCUCUGUUAGCCAAUCAAAAUGCUUGGCCCAAACCUCAGAACCCUCUUUCAGUCAAACAGGACCUCUGGCUCAAAUCACCCAAGCCUGUUUGGACUAGUUACCCUUCUUACUCGUACAUUUACCCAUUUUACUACCAAAGGAAGCCCUACCGAGACAACUUCCACAUCUAUUUUUCACCUCCCCCCAGGCCAAAACCCCAUUACUAUAUUCCCAAACCUGCUCUCACCCUCAACAAUUUUCUGGGAACAUCUGUAGAUGAUGCCCACACUUUCCCUCCCAAACGCCAUUACCACAGCUGGGUCCAACCCCGGCUGAGAAAACCUCCCGCAGGCCUCCAGCAGAAACCUUACUACACCAGCUACCCCCUACCACCAUACACGCGAACAUUUCAGCCACUCCCCAUUCCCAAACCACGUUCACCUCCCCGAAUGCCUGUAAUCUCUCCUCAGCAGAAGCAGAUUUAUUACUCAGCCCUGGCACCUGCAGUGAUAAGAAACAAAGAUUAUUAUAUGGCUGGAAAACAGUCAGACAGAGGCAACGGUGAUGAUCUGGAGAAAUACAUACAGCAGAUACUCAUGAAGAGACCGCAAGUGCUGGGCUGAAGGAGGGAUGAGAGGAGAGAGAGUAUAGGGAAAAUGGAAGUAACGAGAGAUGACCAGAAAAGAGUGUAUUUCUUUCCGAUUUUAUUUUGCUGGUAUUUGCUUUUGUUUUACAUAUGUACCAAGUUUCUUUCUAAUAUUUUGAUUGCUUGAUAUAUGGACAAGGACAUUACAGAGGACUUUUUUCCCAGAAGUAGUCUGGAAAAAAUUAAACUGAAGGCAAGAUACACAUCUACACUCCUCCUCUGUGAAGGAGGGGAAUCACGAUGAACAUGGUCUGUUGGAAAGCAGAUUUGUAUCAUGCUAAAACUCAUCCAAACUCCUGGCAUGACAGUAUUUUUGGACAUAUUUGGACAUUUUGCAAUGCCAGCAAAGGAGGAUGCUUAAGUAUGUUAAUACCUGUAACCUGAAGAGUGACAGUCAGAUGAAUCAUAGGUAGUGACGGAUUCAGGAAAAACACAUUGUGGGUGGUGGAGUGUUACUGUAUAGACACAAAAGGAACAUUUGUGAUAUUGUCUUGGGUUGGGAAAACUGAAAAAAAUAUUUCAUGAGUAUAAUUUCUCAGAAAUGAUGGCCAAAAGUAUAUGGACAAUAAACAUUCCAGCCAUAUUUGUCAAUUGAACAAAUGGUAGUGAAACAGAUUCUGACACUGUGGCCAUUAAUGUGCUGCUAUAACAGACUCCACUCCUCUGAUUUCAGACUCUCUAUCAGAUAUUGAAAUUCAGAUGCAAAAACCUAAGAGAGCUGUAGAACUGAUGGUAGGUAAUAAGGUCUUGCUCACGGUGUCUGUUACAGCUCAUCCCUAAGGUGUUGGAAGGGGUUGAGGUCAGGGAUUUCUAUAGGCCAGUCAGGUUUUUCCACACCAAACUGGAAAAACCAUUUCUUUAUGGACAUUUUUUGUGCGUGGAGACAUUGUCAUGACACAGGCUGAAACAGGAAAGGGACACAUCCAAUUAGCAGAUGUCUCACUAAUAUCUAAAAUAUCAUUGUAUGCCAGGGCAUUAAGAUUUCCCCUCAUCAGAGGAUGUCCAAAUAGUUUUGGCCACAUAGUGUAUCAACUGACACAUGAAUCACCUCAUCAAGAUCAUACCAUUACCUGGGAAUGGCCUCGUGCCAAAUCCAUUCCUUAUACUUAUCUGUCAGAAUGAAUACAUUUUAUGCAAAUGUAUCAUUUUGUGUUAUUUGUGUAAAAAUGCAGCAAAAAAGAAAUCCUAACACAUACUCACCAAAGCUCUUUGUAAUGAAAUAUAAUGCAACUAAAAGCAUAUUUCAUACAAAGGUCUGUGAAACCACACUAACACCACUAUAAUGGCAUGGAUGACUCAUCCUUUUGCAUAACUUCAAUUACCUUGUUGCUAUGGUGCCAUACCCUGGCCCAACUCUAUAUGGCAUUCUUUUACAGUUUACACCUACAGAGGAGGAUGCAGUGGUGCAGGCACACUGCUCUAUAACUAAACAAAUGCAUUUUAAAGGACAAGACUGGUGUGAUUCUAUAUUUUUCUUAUCAAAAAAAUCCCAGGAAAGGACCAAAGGACCAAACCAACAAUGUGUUAAUCAGUCUCUCAAAGACUUCCUUACCCUGUCUGCUGCUAAAGCCACUGAUUCCUAUGGAGACAUGUAUUUUUAAAAUUUCCACAACUGCAUAGUCAUUUUAAUAAAAAUAAAUAAAUAAAAAUUAAAAAUCCCCAAAACAGUCUGCUUCAAACUAGUCUAUACGAUAUGUUGUCCAACCACAUCUAAAAGUAUAAGCUAUAUCAGGCUUUGGAUACACACAUACUUACACAUAUUUAUUAGUAGGAUGAAUUCGUUGUUGGUUUCUGCCUGCCUCUUCACAUGUGAUACCUUAUCCUUGUCCUUUAAAGGUUUUGUUAUAGCAUCACUGAAUCCCCAAACUUCCUUUAGCUCAAGGAAGACCACUUAAUGUGAUCUUAAUAUUCAUCAUAUGUCUUUCAUUCAUCGUCAUCAUUAGCUCAAAAUCUAUUUUAAUUCUUUUUCUUGUGAGCUAAAUGCUGCAUAAUCAUCAAUAAUGCAUUUUAUACAUUAGUAGGUAGGAAGUUGUUUCCAAACUCUGAGCAGGAAUUUGUUGCCUUACACAUUGCUGUGACAUUCCACCCAUUGUGCUUUUUUUUUGCUUUUGUACCACUUGAUAUUAUCCAUAAGGCUGCAAUCUCCUCUGUAAUGGAAGAAAAUGGGAUAAUGGAAAUUAAUCUCUUUGACUGAUUCCACUGGAGAUGGGAACCGUUUGCUCAUAUUGAUUUAUUUAAGCCACAAAAUAAAUUAAAAACAUAACAUUGAGAUUUUUCACUGCUUGGAUUGAAUGACAAACAGUUAUGAAAAAAAGGACUCUUCUGCUGAGAUUUUCCUUCUCUAUAUAAAUGGCUACUGAUAAUCAGUGAUCAUUAAAUCUCUUUUUCUUUUUGAUCUUAUCAUUGGGAACAGGAGCAAAUGUUACUCUCUGGUUUGUAGGUGCUCUUGACCUUUGUGGCCGUCUGUUGCUAAGGGAUGAGCAGACCUCAGCAUCUGUGUUGCUAAGCCAGGACAGAAUGAUGGCAUUGACAAUCUUGCAAUGAAAAAUAUUAGUCAAGGCCUUUAGUCAAAAGAGAGAGAGAGGUGAAUGAAAUUGAGGAAAUUGGAGUAAGAACAAAACUUUUUGUAAUUUUUUUCAUUUGUAGUUUUUUAUAAGAUUGAGAAGGAAGUUACAUUUUAAGAAAGAGAAGGGGAGAAAAACGGGGGCUGAGAUGAGGGUACAGCGUGUGCACGUUUCGGUAUACUUGCAUUUAAAAUUGCUUCUUUUUUGUACAAGCAUCAAUUAAAAAAGCUUAAAAAAAUCUUAAAGCUGACAGAAACAAUGACAUCGUUGUACCUUAAAAUCAUUGCUUGAGUCAUGUAUGCGGCGAGUAUUGUCCAUGGUCUUUCUAGAUGUACCUUGUUGAAACCAUCGUAAUAAACAUGUGUUUGCUGGAUGUUA